AUGACGAAGCUAUCAGUACCAGAUUUCUAUCGUCGCGCCGACCAGACAUAUGCCGACAUCAUUGCUGCGAGAAAAGAAUCCCGAGAGCGGUCGACAAAGUCCCCGAAUGAUGCCCCUACAGACGGUCGCGAGAGACGUAAGCGCAGACGGCCGUCGCACGAAGACGAUUCGUCCCUGGAGGGAGAUGGCCCAGCGUCAAAAACUCCUGAGCGUCGUUGGAUGAAGAUCGAUCAACAUCAGCAGUCUCCGGAGGUAGAAACUCACAGAGUCUCGAGCGCGGACAAUGUAGCCGGUUCAGCGACCCCAGGAGCAUCUCCAUCACCCGAUAAUUUUAGCGAUGUCAUUGUUUCGGAUACCACGAACGCGAAAAAGGGUUUCUCAAACGGCAGCGCUGAUGGGACCCAUGGUGGGCCCGAUUCAACAGCAAUUGACAAACCUGUACCGCUGUCCCGCCAGGAAAGCGCGAGCAAGAGUGAGAUUGCUUCUCAGGAUAGCACACCCUCGAAUAAUACACUUGACGACAUGGUCAUCGAGAUUCUCAUUACUUCAAAAAUCAAAGAUACGAAGCCACUUAUUGUUCAGCGAAAAAUGACCCAGUCAUUGAAAGAGGUUCGCCUGGUCUGGUGUAGUCGUCAAAACCUACCCAAGGAAUGUCAAUCCGCGGUGUAUCUGACAUGGAAGGGGAAGCGCUUGUUCGACGUGACCACCUGCAAGAGUUUGGGCAUCGGAGCGGGUAGCUUAACGGCAGACGACUAUCUACAAUAUGACGAAGGGAACAUGCGCAUCCAUAUGGAGGCCGCCACUGAUGAUCCUUCUCUACUACCCAUGGAGCGACAACAGUCUGUGGAUGAUUCCGAUUCCGCACAAGAAUCCUCGCAGCUCGAAGAUACUGGACAGCUGGGGUCACAGAGCAUUGUUUUGAAGUGCCCUGGAUAUGCAGAUCUCGGGAUAAAUACUUCCCCUAAUAUGAAGGUUUCUGAGGUAAUAUCUAUAUUUCGCAAAGCAAGGAAUAUCUUCGAAGGUCAGAAUGUGUACCUGACAUUCGACGGUGAUCGUCUGGAGCCGGAGAAUCGCCUCGAGGACUACGACAUCGCAGACGAUGAUCUUUUGGAUGUUAUUAUCAGGUGA
This is a messenger RNA of Aspergillus terreus NIH2624, 1128 nucleotides long. RefSeq names its product small ubiquitin-related modifier domain-containing protein. The coding region runs from base 1 to 1128 and encodes 375 amino acids. The transcript has 2 exons. NCBI's taxonomy places the organism in Eukaryota, Fungi, Ascomycota, Eurotiomycetes, Eurotiales, Aspergillaceae. The record is from RefSeq and is a predicted model, not a curated record. Gene Ontology annotation, molecular function: protein binding.